Messenger RNA from Aphidius gifuensis, 1852 nucleotides. RefSeq lists its product as uncharacterized. Lineage: Eukaryota; Metazoa; Arthropoda; Insecta; Hymenoptera; Braconidae. The record is from RefSeq and is a predicted model, not a curated record. The transcript is spliced from 11 exons. Bases 1 to 1845 code for a protein of 614 amino acids.
AUGAAAAACGAAAAACCAAAAAAAUCCACAUGGAAUAACGUGAUCCGAGCUAGACGUCUAAGUUACCAACAUGGUUUUGACAUUAGAAGUAAAGUAUUAGAAGAUGAAGCAUUAGAAGUGAUUGAAAGUCUCAAGUUGGGUGAAGGUCAUUUGAUUAAAAGUAAUGAUUCUACAGAUUCUACAACACUGCAAGUUAUCCCAGCUAAAAAUAUACGUGUACCUGCAAAUGAAUAUGUGACCGUCUCGUUGAACGUGGAAUAUCGAAAUGACACAACGUGUACAAUCAAAAAUUCGCAAAUGGUGGCAAGUAAUCAAUUUCAAAGAGUUGGUGCAUGUGGAUUUCGUGGACUUGCUGAUGACUUUAAGAAUGUUGGGUGGGAAAUAGUUGAAGAAACCAAAUUAUCUCAUAAAUAUAGUGGAACAUUUAUAGUUCGAAUUCAAAGUCCAUCAGAGAUUACCCAAAUUCACUUUUACAAAGAUAACAAAAGAGAGCCUUCAGUAAUCCCACUGGAUAUUUAUAACAAAUUAUAUUGUAAAAUUCUAAUGCCGAAUAAUGAAUAUGUUAAAAAUGAUAAAAAUAAUAAAGAUGUAAUGUUUACAAAUUCAGAAUACGUUAUUAAUAAAGAAAAUGAAUAUUCUGGUAAAUGGAUUGUAGAAUACCAAGUCAGUGGUGAAAAGGACAUCAAACAAAAAAUAUAUGAUGUUACUUUUGAAGAUAAAAUAAUACCUACAAUGAAAGUUUCUACUAAAAAAAAUUCUAUCAACGAUUCAGUUAUUGAAUUUCAAUGCAGUAUUAAUUUUAAGAGAAUUACUCAGUGUUCAUUUGAAGGACCAUCUGGUUUAAUAAUAAAUGAAGGAAUUGCUGAUAAAAGUGAUAGGUUUGAUUUUGAAGUGAGCGAUAAAAGAAAUUAUCCGACUAUACAGAAUCCAGCAUGUACAUUAACAAUCCACAAUCUAAGAGCAGAUGAACAGGGACAGUGGCAGUGUUCACUUCGUGAUGAAACACAAACUGCAAAUGGCACAAAAAAAAUUGAGCAACCCAAAACAUUAACAGUUGAAAUUUUUCAAAAAAUCGGCACAGAAUUUAAUGUGAAUUGCACAGACAACAACGAAUGGGAAGAAUGUCAUAUCGUUUUACCAAACGGUGAAACUGUAGAAAACACUCUACCCGAUUCAAACAAUAAUGACGGAAAAUGUACAACGAAAAUUAAAAGUGCUGAUGAAUCAUGGAAUGGUAAUUUGACAUGUAAUAUUGGUCAUCAGAAAGGAGAGAUAAAUUAUAAAAAAACAUUUAUUGUUCGAGUUACAGAGGACUUUGCAUUAGCUGAUUUUAAAUAUGAAAUUAACGAUGGAAAUAAUCAAGCAGUACUCGAAGCACGUCCAUUUCCAACUGAUGAAAAUAAAAUGAAAAAUAUUACAGAAUGUAGAUGGACACAUCCAGUUGAUAGUAAUUAUUUAAGUUAUGAUUCUUAUUAUACAAUGACAAAUGACAAUAAUGUUUGUCGACUUGUAAUAAAGUAUCCACAAGAAUAUGAUAAAGGAUCAUGGUCAUGCAUCAUAACGUUAAAAUCUUCUAACGGUGCUUGGGAUAAAUUCAUUUCAUUUGUUAAUGUAAAGGAACUUGAAAUUUAUUCAAUGUUAUGGUGGUACAUACUUUAUGGAUUAAUUGUAGCUUUGAUCAUUAUUGCUAUUAUUAUAUUCGUUUGGUGGGAUCUUGUUUUUCAAAGUAAAACUGCAGUUCUCAAUAAAGAUAAGACACAACAAGAAAAACAGUUCAAAUAUAUUUAUGGGAAAUUAAACAGAACAAAAAAACCAAGUUCUAAUGAAAAUGAAAGUCCAAUAUAAAUUUUUU